This is a messenger RNA of Cyanidioschyzon merolae strain 10D, 735 nucleotides long. Its product is annotated as 60S ribosomal protein L7. Gene Ontology annotation, biological process: maturation of LSU-rRNA from tricistronic rRNA transcript (SSU-rRNA, 5.8S rRNA, LSU-rRNA). Gene Ontology annotation, molecular function: structural constituent of ribosome; RNA binding. Gene Ontology annotation, cellular component: cytosolic large ribosomal subunit. Lineage: Eukaryota; Rhodophyta; Bangiophyceae; Cyanidiales; Cyanidiaceae. The transcript has a single exon. The record is from RefSeq and is a predicted model, not a curated record. Bases 1 to 735 code for a protein of 244 amino acids.
AUGGAGCAGGUACCAGAAAGUGUGUUGAAGAAAAGGGUCAGUGAAGAGAAGUCGAAGGCUGCUCACUUGGCUAAGCUCAAAGCGCAGCGGGAGAAGCGGAAAAAGAGCAAGGAAGAAGCUAUUCGUCGAGCGGAGUCGUACGUCGCCGAGUACCUCGCGAAAGAGCGUGCCGUCAUCCACGCUCGGCGUGCAGCGCGUGCAGAGGGCAAGUUUUAUGUUCCCGAAGGAGCAAAGGUAGCUUUCGUAGUUCGGAUUCGAGGUAUUCGUGGCGUUCCACCGAAGCAGAGAAAGAUCUUGCAACUGUUCCGACUUCGACAGAUCCACAACGGUGUGUUUGUGCGGAUCAACUACGCUACCUUGCGCAUGCUGCAGCUCAUCGAGCCCUAUAUAGCGUAUGGCUAUCCGAACCUCAAAUCUGUACGAGAGCUCGUCUAUAAACGGGGUUUUUUGAAAGUAGGGAAACCCGGCGGUUGGAGCCGCAUCGGAAUUACGAGCAACGACCUCGUGGAGCGGGUUUUGGGCAAGCACGGUAUCAUUUGCGUGGAAGACAUCAUUCACGAGCUAUUCACCUGUGGGCCCAAGUUUAAGAUUGUGAACCAGGCGCUGUGGCCGUUCAAGUUAUCGUCACCGCGUGGUGGAUAUGGGCGCCGCGGCAAGCUCCGCCAUUUCGUGGAGGGAGGUUCCCAUGGAAAUCGCGAAGAACUCAUCAACAGACUCAUCCGGCAAAUGAACUAG